GUCCGGCCAGUCGGCUUUGGAGCUCGCUCGCGAACGCGGGCGAGAAUCGGCGCUCAGAGGGCUAGAGAAACUGGUUGCGGCGGCGGCGGCGGGAGCCGUGGCAACAUCAGUUUCGGCAGGCCAAACUCCCAACGCAGCACCAGCCGCGACAAGCUCGGCGCCGGGCACACAUUCGGGCAGCAGUGUCGACUUCCGAAUUUUGCCUGCUCAUGCGUGGCAGCGGUUGUACCAAGAUUUCGCGCCAAUCACCCUUGCGCCGACCAAGCACCCCGUAGCAAAAAGUGCUGUGGGGUCUGCCCCAGACUUCGCCGCUUGCGACUUCCGCAGUUUGUCGGCACCUGCUUGGCAGCGGCUGUACCAAGAUUUCGCGCCAAUCACCCUUGCGCCAACCAAGCUCCCCGUAGCAAAAAGUGCUGUGGGGUCUGCCCCGGACUUCGCCGCCUGCGACUUCCGCAGUUUGUCGGCGCCUGCUUGGCAGCGGCUGUACCAAGAUUUUGCGCCAAUCACCCUUGCUCCAACCAAGCUCCCCGUAGCAAAAAGUGUUGUGGGGUCUGCCCCAGACUUCGCCGCCUGCGACUUCCGCAGUUUGUCGGCUCCUGCUUGGCAGCGGCUGUACCAAGAUUUUGCGCCAAUCACCCUUGCUCCAACCAAGCUCCCCGUAGCAAAAAGUGCUGUGGGGUGUGCCCCAGACUUCGCCGCUUGCGACUUCCGCAGUUUGUCGGCGCCUGCUUGGCAGCGGCUGCACCAAGAUUUCGCGCCAAACUCCAGCACAGAAGUUUCGGUGGUGGCGGCGGCGCAGCCUAGUCGGCUACCACCAAGCUCCCCGGAAGAGUCCGAAGAGUCCGAGGAGGAGACUGAGGACGACAUCGAUGCCCAUGCCUCUCCAGAGCUAGGCCUCCGACGGACCUCGCGAGCGGAAGACCCCUGGAGGCCGGUGCUCCGGUGGCUUUGCUCCGUCAUCGAUGCAAGGCUCAAGGUGCCCUUGCCACCCGCACACGCACGGCAAGUUCGCGGCCUGCUGCCUCUAGGUGGCCUGGACGCAGAGAAACUUUGCGUGCAAGACCUGAGCGAUGGACGGCUGCUUUGUGCUCUUGUGAUCUCUGUGCGACCCGACGUGUUGCCGAAGGCCAAUGCCGUGGCCCUCGGACGUCUCGCCCAAUUCCUGAAGGCCUGCGCAGCCUUGGGGGUAAAGCAGGUUUCCCUCUUCACCCCACCAGACCUGCUGCCGGAGCCAAGCAAUCCGCCCGCUGUGCUCCGCUGCUUGCAGGACAGGGGGACAGGGGAGCCGGACUUGCGUUCGUGA
Messenger RNA from Symbiodinium sp. CCMP2592, 1303 nucleotides. The record is from the annotation of a GenBank genome assembly. NCBI's taxonomy places the organism in Eukaryota, Dinophyceae, Suessiales, Symbiodiniaceae.